Drosophila biarmipes is the source of this 4000-nucleotide messenger RNA. RefSeq names its product phosphatidate phosphatase LPIN2 (gene Lpin). Gene Ontology annotation, biological process: fatty acid catabolic process; positive regulation of transcription by RNA polymerase II; cellular response to insulin stimulus. The transcript has 12 exons. The record is from RefSeq and is a predicted model, not a curated record. NCBI's taxonomy places the organism in Eukaryota, Metazoa, Arthropoda, Insecta, Diptera, Drosophilidae. Gene Ontology annotation, cellular component: nucleus. Gene Ontology annotation, molecular function: phosphatidate phosphatase activity; transcription coactivator activity. Bases 398 to 3496 code for a protein of 1032 amino acids.
CUCGGGCCCACGAUCCACGCCACAGUCCACUGGAACCCGGAGUAUCGGAGCAUCGGAAUCGGCGAGACCUAAACCGGGCUAUCACUGCCCGCAAAUUGAUAUACACACCUAUGCAAGUGCACCAUCAGCACCUUAAUCGACUGGCAGUUGCCGUAUCUCAGAGGCGGGUCCAAAGUAUCGCCCAGCACGGCGCAGAGCCGAUUCCUUCGUCAACAGCGGCGCAUUUGACCGCCUGCCAAUAAAAAUGGCUGCCAUAUAACCACACAAGGCGGACGGAACCACACAAAGUCGGAGCUUUGCGAUUAGACAAGACAUUUCGGGGAGUUCAAGGCGAGAUCCCCAGCAGUAAGGAACCCCCAUUUUCGGGCAGACUGAACCGAACCGGAGCAGACCAAAGAUGAAUAGCCUGGCGCGGGUCUUCAGCAACUUCCGCGACUUCUACAACGACAUCAAUGCCGCCACCCUCACGGGAGCCAUCGAUGUGAUCGUGGUGGAGCAGCGGGAUGGCGAGUUCCAGUGCUCACCAUUCCACGUUCGAUUCGGCAAGCUGGGAGUGCUCAGGAGUCGGGAGAAGGUGGUGGACAUUGAGAUCAACGGCACACCGGUCGACAUUCAGAUGAAGCUGGGCGAUUCCGGCGAGGCCUUCUUCGUGGAGGAGUGCCUGGAGGAUGAGGACGAGGAGCUGCCGGCCAACCUGGCCACCUCGCCAAUCCCCAACAGCUUCCUGCAGUCGCGGGACAAGGCGAACGACACCAUGGAGGACAUCAGUGGAGUGGUGGCCGACAAAAACGCUAGCGAGGAACUGCUCCUGCCCCUGCCGUUGCCGCGACGCAACUCCAUUGACUUCUCCAAGGAGGAGCCCAAGGAAGCCGCCGUCGAAGGCGGCAAGUUCGAGAACCAGGUCUCGGACUACACGCAGCGCAGACACACGGACAACACUCUGGAACGUCGCAAUCUGAGCGAGAAACUGAAGGAGUUCACCACCCAGAAGAUACGCCAGGAGUGGGCCGAGCACGAGGAGCUGUUCCAGGGCGAGAAGAAGCCGGCCGAGUCGGAGCUGGAGAGCCAAAGCAAAGCUUCCAAUGAGGCAGUUGAGACGGAGAAGGAAGUGCAGAGCGUGGGGGAAGACAAGGCGAAGGAGCCGCCCAAGCCAGAUAUUACCCUAACUCCGGUCACCACCAGCGAGGCCACCAAGGAGGGGUCCAAGAGCAAGACCAAGAAGCGGCGCAAGAAGUCGCAGAUGAAGAAGAACGCCCAGCGCAAGACCUCCUCGAGCAGCUCCGUGGGCAGUGCAGCCGGAGGCGAUUUGCCCUCGGCAGAGACGUCUUCUUUGGGAGUGACCAACAUCGAUGAAGGCGAUGCCCCCCUAUCUAGUGCCACCAACAACAACAACACCUCCUCGUCAAAUGAUGAGCAACCUUCGGCUCCUCUGGUCACCGCCCGCACCGGUGACGAUAGCCCGCUUAGCGAGCUGCCCCACACCCCGACCACCAAUCCACGUCUGGACUUGGACAUUCACUUCUUCAGCGACACGGAGAUCACCACUCCCGUUGGAAGUGGCGUGGGCGGCUCGGGUCGCGUCGCCGGCGGACGACCUUCGACGCCCAUCCAGAGCGACAGUGAGCUGGAGACAACGAUGCGGGACAAGCGGCAUGUGGUGGACGACGAAAACGCCGCCUCGUGGAAAUGGGGCGAGCUGCCCACACCGGAGCAGGCCAAGAGCGAUGCCAUGAGCGCUGCCCAGGUGCAGCAGAGCGAGCACCAGUCGAUGCUAAGCAACAUGUUUAGCUUUAUGAAGCGGGCCAAUCGACUGCGCAAGGAGAAGGGAGUGGGCGAAGUGGGGGACAUAUAUCUCUCCGAUCUGGAUGCAGGCAGCAUGGAUCCCGAGAUGGCGGCCCUAUACUUCCCCACACCGAGGUCCAAGGAGGCCUCGCCGCCGGAGGAGGAUGGCGAGAGUGGCAACGGCACCAGCCUGCCCCACUCUCCCAGCUCGCUGGAGGAGGGUCAGAAGAGUAUGGACUCGGACUUUGACGAAACCAAGCAGCAGCGGGACAACAAGUACUUGGACUUCGUGGCCAUGUCCAUGUGCGGAAUGUCGGAGCAGGGAGCAGCGCCCUCGGACGAGGAGUUCGACCGCCACCUGGUCAACUAUCCAGACGUGUGCAAAAGCCCCAGCAUUUUUUCAUCGCCUAACCUAGUCGUACGGCUGAAUGGCAAAUACUACACCUGGAUGGCUGCAUGUCCUAUUGUCAUGACAAUGAUCACCUUCCAGAAGCCACUAACCCAUGAAGCCAUCGAGCAACUAAUGUCCCAGACGGUGGAGGGCAAGUGUCUGGUUGAAGGCGAAAAGCAGGAAGCUGCUGCCCAGGCCGACAAUGUGGGCCAGACCAAGCGUUACUGGUGGAGCUGGCGGCGCUCCCAGGACGCUGCGCCCAACCAUGUGACCAAUGCCCAUGGAAUGCCAUUGGGCAAGGAUGAGAAGGAUGGCGAUCAGGCGGCGGUGGCCACGCAAACCUCACGGCCCACCUCGCCGGACAUCAGUGAUCCCACGCUGAGCAAGAGCGACUCGUUGGUGAACGCAGAGAACACCUCGGCGCUGGUGGACAACUUGGAGGAGCUGACCAUGGCCUCCAACAGGAGCGAUGAGCCCAAGGAGCGCUACAAGAAGUCCCUGCGACUCAGCUCGGCGGCCAUUAAAAAACUGAACCUCAAGGAGGGCAUGAAUGAGAUCGAGUUCAGUGUGACCACCGCUUACCAGGGGACGACACGUUGCAAGUGCUACUUGUUCCGCUGGAAGCACAACGACAAGGUUGUGAUCUCCGACAUUGACGGCACCAUCACCAGGUCGGAUGUGCUGGGCCACAUCCUGCCCAUGGUGGGCAAGGACUGGGCGCAGCUCGGGGUGGCGCAGCUCUUCUCGAAGAUCGAGCAGAACGGCUACAAGCUGCUCUACCUCUCGGCGAGGGCCAUCGGCCAGAGCAGGGUGACACGCGAGUAUCUCAGGUCGAUCCGGCAGGGCAACGUGAUGCUUCCGGACGGCCCACUUCUGCUGAAUCCCACGUCCCUGAUAUCGGCGUUCCACCGCGAGGUGAUCGAGAAGAAGCCGGAGCAGUUCAAGAUCGCCUGCCUGUCCGACAUCCGCGAUCUCUUCCCCGACAAGGAGCCCUUCUAUGCCGGCUACGGCAACCGCAUCAAUGACGUGUGGGCCUACCGAGCCGUCGGCAUUCCCAUCAUGCGCAUAUUCACCAUCAACACCAAGGGCGAGCUGAAGCACGAGCUGACCCAAACAUUCCAGUCCUCAUACUGCAGCAUGACCUACAUUGUCGACCAGCUGUUCCCGCCGGUGAAACACGACGAAGCCUCCGCCGAGUUCUCCAACUUCAACUACUGGCGCGACCCCAUCCCCGACCUGGAGAUCCCCGAGCUGGAGACGGCACUGGUACCGCCCAGCAGCAAGGUGGAGAUGACCACCCUGCGACCCAUUCCCGAGCAGUGAACUGGUCCCUCAGCCCCUACCUACACUAUAACCACAUUUAUACGGAUAUGCAACACACUCUAUAUAGCAGAUAGCGCUUUUCCAAUUUGUUUGCGUAGCUUCAAACCCUCUAGAUGUGCUUACCAAAAAUGAAAUAUCUAUAACUUUGCAUAAGCUUGGCCAGGAUUCGCGAUUGCCUUGGUUUCAUUAUCAUUAUCUGUUACGUUUCGACCGCUUCUAGUUAAAUGGUUGGACUUAAGUUGUAAUCAAAAUUGAGUUUUAUUAUUACUAUAGUUAGUUCUUUUGAGACUCCCGCAGGUUCUUAGAAGAGGCGUAUUCCAAACGGCGUAUGGGAGUUGUGAUUUUCGAUUUCAUUAUUUUUCGUAUGUGAUCAUUUAAGUUUAGUUCAUUGUGAUGUGGUUUUAUUUGGAGUUUUAAUGAAAACUGUGCUUUAGACCUAUGUAUACUUAACGAUAGUGUUUCAAUACAAAUAAAUGCUUCGAAUUCAAAGAAGGCCGAGAUAAA